This is a messenger RNA of Aedes albopictus (Asian tiger mosquito), 5265 nucleotides long. RefSeq lists its product as uncharacterized. The coding region runs from base 603 to 4106 and encodes 1167 amino acids. Gene Ontology annotation, molecular function: mRNA binding. Gene Ontology annotation, cellular component: exon-exon junction complex. The transcript is spliced from 4 exons. The record is from RefSeq and is a predicted model, not a curated record. Lineage: Eukaryota; Metazoa; Arthropoda; Insecta; Diptera; Culicidae. Gene Ontology annotation, biological process: mRNA processing.
AGCAGCCCCCAUCUGUCAGUUUGUUUUCUCCGAAACGUCCAGCGCGAGGUGUUUGUUACGACGACGAUACGACGGACAUCAAAGUGCACUGUGCAGUUAUUAGUUUGAUUUGCGAUUCGCGAUUUUCGGGCCCCCGAACCGAGCGAGAUUAUAGGUCUUUUCGAGCCAUUUCACUUUUUUCCGCGAUACGAGAUUGUUGGUUGUGUGGCGGAAUCGGACCCUGGCGUUUGGACACAUCGUCGCGCGAGUGGAGUGAAAAGUUUCGGCGUAAAAUAUCAAGGUGAAAAAGAAGAACAACAGCGGAGCUUCCUCGACGACGACAGCGGAGGUGGUGCUUCGGAAUAUUGAAAGGAGAAAUUUCCGCACCCCAGUGCCUAGUGGUCGUGGUCGUAGAUUUGUGUGGGCAAUUCCCGUGCGAGUGAAAGGUGGGUUGGGUGACGGGUGUGCGACAGAGUGUUACACGUCCUCAGGAUUACGCGAGUGCUGCUGUGCCCAUUGGAUUGGGAUUGGGUUUCCGGGUGUUUCGCUUCAGCCUAGUAGAGUAUUGAAAAAACCGUGGAAAAAACGGGUUCGGCUAGGGAGGUGAUUGCAAGGCGAGGAAAAUGUCAGAGAAACCAGCACAGAAGCUGUCGGAGUCGGACGAUUUUACUGAUAAUUCAGUAGAUAACGCCAACGAUGCAGCCAAAGAAGACACAUCGCAACAGAGCGGAUUAGCCACAGUGGAAUCAGAGUACGACACGGCAUCCGAUUCGCCAUCCGAUGGCGAAGAGUAUGAUGAUCAGGAGGAAGAUAGUGAUAGCCAAGAGGAAGAAGAACUAGUCACCGAUGGCGAAGAAGGUGAAGACGAUGAAGAGGAUGACGAUGGAUCGGACGAUGACGUCAUCGAAGUACUGGAUAACGAAAGACAGAGCGGCGAUGGCCAGGAGCAAGAAACAGACAGUAAGCGAAAGGUGGACGACGACGAGGACCGUAGCAAUCCACAGUACAUCCCGAAAAAGGGAACCUUCUACGAACACGAUGAUCGCACGUUGGAGGACGAGGAAGAUGGUAAGGCUGGUGACGAGAGUUUGAACAGCGAAGACCCGGUGGGACCGGGUGGGGACCGAAAGGUAGACAAAAAUGCAGUGUCCAAGGCGACCAAGAAAUGGCAAGCGUCAGCCGAUCGAUGGACGCACGAUCGGUUCGAUGAAAGUGAACAGGCUCCCAAAUCGAGGGCAGAGCUGGUUUCGGCCUACGGGUACGACAUCCGCAGUGAAGACGGUCCGCCACGGGCCCGCAGGAGGAGACGUUAUGCUCGAGGUCCCAACCGAUACACCAGAAAUUGGGAAGACGAGGAUGCUUACUCAAAAUCCAAUGUUGUAGAUCAUAAUCGACAGCGAAAGGUACCCCGGCCAGAGGAAUUCCCUGAGUUGGGUACUAACAACAACAGCAUCAGUGGCAGCAGUAAAUUGCGCCAGAAUGGACGACGAUCUAGUAAACAGCUGCUGCGAACGUCAGGAGAACGUGAUGAACUUGCGCCGGGGAGACCGCAGCGAGCGGAAAGAAGAACCAGUGAACGUAGUCGAGGAAGUAAUGGCAAUCGUGGCAGCAUGGGUGAUCGCGAUCGUGAUCGAGGAGCUGAGCGGGAUCGAAAUGAUCGAUAUGAGCAGCCACGACCGGAUCGCGAGCGAAAUUGGGACAGGGAGCGCGAUUAUGAUCAACACGGUAUGGAUAACUAUCGGGAUGGAAGGAACGAUGGCAGUAGAUACAGUUCAGAACGGAUGGCGAACAACAAUAGCUAUCACAACAAAGAGAACAAGAUUAGCAAUCGAGGCAGUAAAGAGAAGGACAGAAGAGGUAGCGAUUACAAGGUGAUUACUUCGCUACAAUUUAAGAAUCAAACUCGAAACAAGGCCAUGGAAGGAGGUGGUAUGCCAAUUACGGGAGGUAGCGGUGGCGUUAAUCAGGUUGUGCACAGUAAUAGCGCAGGCGCGUUGUCUGGCAGUAGCAAUAGCAACAAGAUGAACAAUGCAAUGGACCGUGUUCAACCAAUGCCAGACCGCAUGUUAGAUCAGCGUUCUGUUCAGCACCAUUAUCAGAAUCAGCCGCCGCAGAUGAUGCAGCAACCGCAGCAGCAACAGCAAGCGAUUCCACACCAGCAACAACAGAUGCCUCCGCCGCCCCAUCCACAAGUUCAACAGGCACAACCCCAACCACAGCCGCAACAAAUUCAGCAUCAUCAACAACAGCAGGCUUCGUAUGUGAAUGAUGAUCAUUAUGAUUCCUAUAACGAUUCCAAGAUGCCGAAAGAUGCUAAGUUCCCGUAUAAUCCUCCGGCAAAUGCCACAAUCCAAUCCGUAGAAAUUGGCCAGACCGACAUUGCCAAGUACCCUACUCCAGCGGGACAAAGGACCAGCAAAGACCGACAACCGGUGCUGAGCUCCACCUCGGCUGUCGCAUUGAACACUAGAUCUCAAAUAUCCCCACGGCAAAUUGUAUCCACACAAGCCAGUCAGCUUACUUCGAUUGCCGCAACUCAGCAAUUGACACACCAACAACAGCAAAUACAGCAACAGCAACCACAGCAGCCACAGUAUCAACUUCAACAACAGGCUCCGUAUCAACAGUUGCAUCCACUAACAACUCAGUCAGGUCCACCGACAGCAACUCAAGCUCCACAAACUCAGGUUCCACCACCACAGCUGCAGCAACAGCAAGCACCAGUUGCAGCACAAAUGCACAACGUCCAUAUGGGUGCCUCCGCCGUCGGUCAGCAGCAAUUGCUUGCCAACGACAGCAACUCCCGCUCAUCUAAACGCUAUUCCAGCACCAGGCAACGAUCCACUCUGGACAAUCCGAAUGUUGUUGUCGUGCAGUCACCACUCCAUGAGCAGCAGCAACAACAGUUGCUACAACAGCAACAGCAACAACAAUUGCUGCUCCAGCAAGAGCUUCAUCAGCAACAACAGAAGCUUUCUUCUCAGGCGCCCAAGCAGAACUAUCAAAUCAACCAGCCGUCGUUGCCGUUGAACCUACCGAACGACUACCUGGUUGCGAAUGCAGCACAACCAGCGGCAGUCAGUAAAUCCCAACCGACUGGUCAGUAUCAGCAUCCAGCGGCAUACUAUUCGGCUACCACCCCAACCGGAAGUGAAUUUGUCGCCGGAACACCCACCCAACCAGUCCCAGUGCAACAACAGCCUGCAGUCCCAGUGGUUCCCCAGCAGCAAAACCCUCUCUAUCAACAAUACACGGCACCCAGCCCUACAGCUAGCCAUCAAUACAUCCAAGCACCCCCGCCAGCUACAUACAUCCCUCAGACAACAACUACUCCACAACCUACCCCUCCAACCGCUCCAGCUGCUCCCCCACCUCAAAUGAUGAACUACGUCCCAACAAUUCCCCCAGCAGCUCCCGCCCAAUACCCGGCAGCCCCGUACACCGGGUACCAAAACUUCAACACUGUAGUUCCUCAACCGGUCACCCCUGCUGUCCCGCUCACACCCCCGCAACCGGCGGCAGCAGCCGUCUAUCCCAGUGGAAUCACAUACUACGCCCCCCAGUCCCAAACGCAAACUCCGCGACCACUGCCAUCCCAACGGCGCCCGACCAGUGCAAUCCCGAUUCUGGCCCCACCCGAGCGGAAGUCCAGAAACAACCGCCCCGGCGGUUCGGAUAACAACUCCGGCAGCGGUCCCAGUUCCAGCAUCAGCGAAACGACGGAGGACACAAGUGUGAGCGCCGCUGGACCAGCCGCCACCACCGCUGCUCCCGCAGCCGCCGCCAGCGACAUCGACCACAUUCUGGACAAUAUGUUCGUCCAGCGGCCGGUGUUCCAACCGCCCAUUCGGAAAAGUCCAUCACCGGCGCCCACAGCGGUAACGACGGGGACUGCGAGCGGGACUAGUUCCACCCCCGGUGCUGUGCCGGUAGUUAAUGCGGAUGCGACAAUGACCUCCUCCGAUGCGCUGAAGACGGCUGCUGAUAUGGAUUCGCUGGACAAGAUUGGCGAGUCGGUGAAGAAACUCACCAUCCAGGAAGAGAAGCUCCCCCUGGUGGACGCAGCUGGCCCCGAGAAGCUGGAAAUCACCCCAACGGUAGCCCCCGUCGAUCCGACAGCUGGUUGACGCUACUAGUCGUCGUCAGUGUCGCUACUACUACAGCAACAACAACAACAACAAUUGUAGACUCUCGUACUAAAACAGCAAGCGAUCGACCGUUGGGUACUUUUUGGUGUGCGCUCGCAUGAAACUACAGCUUGUUUUUUAAUGUGUAUGUGCGGAAGAGCACGAUGUCUUUCUAUUAUCUCGGCUUCGAACACAACUUUGAUCAUUGUUAUACCUGUAAUGUGUCCGUUGAAGAUCAAUGGUUUUUAACUGCUCUGCUAUCGAAUCGUGUACUGUUUUUGAUCCCGUGAGGAAACCAAUAAUGCUUAUCCCACUUUUUUACCUCCUGCACACUUUUUUUGCUUAGAUUGUUUCGAUUUGCGCGAAACAAUAGAUGUGUUGUAAUUUGCACCGAACAGACAGAGACGAUUAUGUUAUCCCAUUUCAAAAGUACAUACUUGUUUGGUUUGAAUCUCCGGAUUAUUAUAUUUAACGAGCAUUUUGUGGAUUUUGACAUUAAUCAAUGUGAAUGAAAACACAAAGCCAAGCUUCUAUUUGGCUAAUAUCUAGAAGAGCUUGAUCGAACAGUAUAAUGGAAGCCAUUAUAGCAGAUCAGCACCACACAGAAAUACCCUUCGCACGGAUCUCCGAAUCGACCCGUCACGACAUUUUGUGGAGGUCCAAGCAAUGCGGUUGGGAAUCGAUAAAAUGAUAAAAAUUAGUUUGGCUAAAACACACACACACAUACAUAUAUAUCAAAGUUUUUUGUUUUGUUUUCCCUUUUACUCCCCACUUGGGAUUAUAACAUUAUGAGAAUGCAUAAUAUAUUAUGAAUAUUACACAUAGGUGGAACACUAUUUAGAAGGUAGUACGCAAAGAAGUAACGAUCAAGAGUGAAAAGAAAUAGAAAGUUGAAGCUUGAAAUAAAAGCACACAUACACACACACACACGACAUACCCUGACUCCGUUACGGAUAGAUAUUGGAAUUUUAAAUACGCAUUCGAGCAUCGCGAUCGAACAACUCUAUGAAAAGCUAUUAAUAGGACUUUGAUUGUAAUGGAAAGAGAAAUUUAUGAAUUGUAUUUAUAAUUUACCAUAAGUUGAAAUUCUAUAGACACUACGAAGAAAAAAGAAAUAAAUAAACAAAAAAAAAAGAUAGAAUUGAACAACAUUAUUGUU